AUGCCCGAGCUAAAAAAUACAGAUAGCAAUGAAAUUAGGACCCUUAUAGGGUUGCUAAUAUUACAGAGCAUCUGCCCUAAGCCUGAGUACAAAAUGUACUUUUCACGACGAGAGAGCAGCGAGACUCCUUUUUUCUCUAAAGUCAUUGGUGGGAGACGACUUCAUUUGUUGCUAAAGUUUUUACACUUUGUAGAUAAUUCUACUAUUUUGACCAGUUUUAAUGAGUCCUUGAUAGGAUGGAAAGGCAGACUUGCUUGGAAACGGUUCAUACCUUCGAAAAGGAAACAAUUUGGAAUUAAAAUGUUUGCCUUAUGUGAAAGUUACAGUGGUUACAUGUACAACUAUUUAGUUUAUACUAGCGCAGAUACUGAAUACAAAGCUUUGUAUAUAAAUGAACCAUUUAUUUCGAGGGUAGUGUUGACAUUGAUUCAUCCUCUUUUAGAUAAGGAAUAUCGCAUCAUAGACCUGUGCGACCAGCUAGUAAAAAGAAGGACGGAUAGCGUUGGAACAAUGAGAAUAAAUAGAAAAGGAAUACGACGGGAAUUAAAAGCAAAAUUACAGAGAGGAGAAACUGUAGCACGUUUUAGAGGAAAACUCAUGAUUCAGAAAAGGCGCGACAAAAAAGACGUCCUUAUGAUAAGCACAGUCCACGAUGACAGCAUGAAAAAAAUUGCAGCAAGGUGUGGGGAUAUUGAAAAGCUUUCUUACGUAAUCCAUUACAAUGCCAGCAUGGGUGGUGUUGAUUUAUCUGACAAUUACCUCAACUUUUAUGGAAUUGCUCGUACUAGAGUUAAAAAAUUCUACAUAAAGAUGUUUUUCUAUUUUCUAAGUGUCACUACGUUGAAUGCUUUUCAAAUUUAUAAGAAGAAUGGUGGAAAACUAAAAAGACUGAACUUUUUACUGGAGCUGGUUUUUCUUCCUAGACAAGCGGGAUAUGACAUAUUUUUACAUCACGUCCCAUGCGACUCCGACAAUGCAGCAAAUACGUAUGAGCUGGCUGGUUCAAAAGGAGCGCUAGAACCUGUGUCAGGGAAUUUAGGGAAGUAA
This is a messenger RNA of Acanthoscelides obtectus, 1047 nucleotides long. Lineage: Eukaryota; Metazoa; Arthropoda; Insecta; Coleoptera; Chrysomelidae. The record is from the annotation of a GenBank genome assembly.